GGAGCAGUUUUUUUAUCCCGCGGCAUGCAAGUUUGCAUAAUUAUAUCAAAGAUAUAAAAUGAUUCCAAGAGGAAGCGAGAGCCGAAGACGUAGAUUCGUCUGAUAGAUAAUUGCGAGUAAUGUACACGCUGAUAAUAUUCGACCUCGCGGUACCUUCGUGAAUGCCAACUACGUGACAAUUGCUGCGAUAAAUGAGCUUGCAAGACAGCCUGUUUUCCGAUGAUGUCGAGUACGACGUAACCAUCUUCGCGAAGGACAAGACGCGCAAAAGAGCGCUAGUCUUCCCUCCCGUCAAUAACUAUCGCCGUUUCAUAAUACAUCAGCUGGUGCAGGAUCGUUUCUCAGACCUGUUGCAUACAUUCUCGAUUGGUCAGGGCUCGGCCAGACGUACCGUGGUAUGCUACAAGAGCGAUGUGAGAAGAGUUUGGGACCCAAAACCGAAUGCUCUUGAGUGCAAAACGGGCCUUGUAACAAAACGAAGGGAUACAAUUGGCGGGAUGGAAGGCCGACAUUCGCCUUCAUCUCCGGAAUGCAAGCAGCUACAACGACAAGCUAAAUCAGUACCAACAGUCGAGAUAUAUAGGCCACCAGCAGCUAGGAAAGCUAGCAAUUCGCAAAUAAGUGGGGCGCAGACACAGUUGCAGUCAAAUAAUACAGAUUCAUCUUCGGUCAAGAAUGUACGGCAGAAACGACCCGAUCGUGCGGUUUAUGUACCUAGACAUCGAAGAAGUUUGGAGGACAGAAGAUCGCGAAAUUCUCAAGUUUCUUCUGCAAAUUAUACGACGUUAAACGGAGAUGCAAAUACAAAUAAUAAUUCUAGACUGCAAGAUACAUGCUGUAUUCGACAAAGUACAAGCAGUGACUCGAAUUUGGACAAUCGAAUCUCUGAGAGUCAUGACAUGAAGGUAGAAGAUGGUCACUUUCCGCGAGAAAACUCUGUAGUUACCUUGGACUCUAGGGUAAUCCCCGACACGCAAGAUAGUACUGAGUAUACGCAUAAAUUGUUGGAAGAAUUGAAAGAGGAUGUGCAAACUUUAUUGAAAGAAAGGGAAACCGUCGUAGUUGAUAACCCUAAUGAAAAUAGCGCUAAUGUAUCAAAAUCAUCUGACAAAGUCGAAAUUAAUGAUGAACUGAUAAAAACGACACAAGCAACCGUGAAAGAAAACCGAACCUUAGUGCAACAUUUAGAUUGUAAUAAUACGAUAGAUAAUGAAAAUAGGCAAUUGAUUGGACAGAACAUAGUAUCGGACAUUCUGAUAAUUUCUGAUAAUAUGCGAAAGAAACCGGAACGAUCCGAACAAGUCUCUCCGAUUCUUGUAAUACCACCCGAGAAAAAAGUGAAGAAGAUAGAAAGGCAAAAGAGCAAACCAGUUCCACCGCCGUCUCCACCUAUGAAAAUAAACCGAGAUGAAUGCGAUUGGGACAGUUUGUUCGAUGAUAAUGGCGAUUGUCUGGAUCCAACGUUGAUAGAAGAACUUACAUCGGCAGUAGGCGAAGUGACGAUAGAACAACCAAAGAACGAUUACAAAGCGUACAGCAAACAGGUCGAAGUGUCUAGUGAUGAGUUUGCACACGUUGUAGAAAUUUACAAUUUUCCCUCUGAGUUCAAGACUAGCGAUUUGGCUGCUGUCUUCAGUUCUUUUAAGAACGGUGGCUUUGAAUUAAAGUGGGUGGACGAUACUCACUGUUUAGGAGUUUUCAGCAGUCCUCUCAUUGCUGCUGAAGUAUUAGCAUCAAAUCAUCCGUUUGUGAAAACGAGACCUCUUAGUGAAGCCACCGCCUUGAGUAAAAUGAAAGCCAGAAGAACCGCAGAAUUUCUACAACCUUAUAGAAAUCGGCCCGAAACAUGCGCUGCUUUGGCCAGGAGAUUAGUUACAGGUGCAUUGGGCGUGAAACUUGCUACAGCCAGACAAGAACGUGAGCACGAGAAGAAUGUACUACGUGAAGCAAAAGAGAAGAGACGAUUAGCCAAUAAACAACGAGAGGAUGUCUGGGAAGGCAUAAUACCUGCGAAGUAACAUUACGCAUUGCUAAUGCGUAUUUACAGAGAUCGUUUAUACCUCGCUAUAUUACUAUGUGAUCUUUCACAAGAUUAUUACAUAGUUGGUGGCAUUGAUUCCCUUGAAAAUGCGUUCGUGACUACAUAAUUUAAGUAGUCCGCAUUGCAAGGCUCACAUACUGUUGAAUCUUUUCUAGGCAAGAACACACUACAUUACAUUGUGUUACACAAGUAAGGUACUUGCUGGAAUGAUUGAAAUCCCAAAUUUAAUUUUUAAGAGAAUCAUCAGAGUGCAUUACAGUUUUCCAUUUUUAUUGUUACAAAUACAAACAAUAUAACAAGUGUUAUUGCAUCCUAUCCGAUAUUAGGAUAUUUUUAUUUUUUCAAUAAAACAGAUCGAUAAAAAAAGAAGAGAAUUACAUAAUAGAUUCAUUAUUGCAACACUAAAAGAAUAUUAAUACUAAAAGAAUAUAAUAAUCUAUUAUUGAUUAUUAAUAUAUUAAUAAUCAGUAAUUUUUAUAUAAGGUUAAUCUAAAUGAGAAUAUUUUCAAUUCUGUUUUGAUUUUAUUUUUAUAUAAAUUAUACAGAUGAUGAAUCGUAAAAUUAUAUCUUGUUUAAUAUUAAAUAUAAAAUUUUUUUAAAUGUUGAUAACAUAAACAUGUUACACACUUGUAUUUAGUUUUUUAGUGUUGAGCAGUGUAGAGAAAGAGAGCGCUGCGUCAAAGUUGAAACACAUGUCACACUAUGUCAUCUGUAUAUUUUAUUGAAAAAUAUCCGUUAUUCACACGUUAACGAAUGUUUUAGAUUUUACAAUAAGAAAUUUGUAAUGCAUCUAUGUAUAUUUGUGCCUUACUCAUCUAUCCUCUUUAUAUUGGUAAACAGAAAAUUAAAUAGGUACAUACAUCUUUCUGAUUUGUAAAUUAAAAAAAAUUCGCAUUAAUUUAUUACUAGAUGAGUUUGGCAUGUAAAUAUUUUGAGAUUGGAAAAUAUCCAUUUAUCUCGAGAAAAUUAUCAAGACAAUAUUAUCAUUUUAGUGUCAUAAAGAAAAAACUACUGUAGUGAAGAAAAACAGUCAUUUUGUAUUUUUGUCAUGCAAGAAUUUAAUUUAUUUUUUAAUAAAUAUUAUAGUGUAAAGUCAUGAGUUUUUACAGAACUAAAACUGCAAAUAUCAAAAUUAUAAAUGUAGUGUGGUUUAUGCAUAUGUUAGAAAAAAAUUGGGACAACUUUUUUAUAUUAUCUUAAUAUUUGUCACAUAUUGUUAUGAGUUUAUACACAGCAACAUAUACAAUAAUAUAUAGUAUAGAAUAACUGCAAGACAAUAAGUGGCAAUAAAAUUCUUUCGCGCAUACAUCGAUUCAUCAUAGUGAUAUAUCAAAAUAUAUCUUUGCAAAGUUUUAGAGACCGAUGACACAAUAUUUUUACUGAAGAGAUAAUCAUAACAUAUAUAUCGCAGAAUAAAAAAAAUUUUAUAUGUCUGACUUAGGCCACUUAUAUAUUUGUUAUAUUUACAUAAUACAAAUGUUACAAAUCGACGCACAAUCACUUUAUCUAUUCAUAUUACAGAGUUGCUGAGUAUAACGAAAAUGGAUUGUAUUUUUAUAUACAGUUGUUACCAAUAUGAAAUAUGAAAUAAAGAUGUAUGUUGCCUAUCCCUAGUCAACAUAUGUACAUGCAAAGAUGUUA
Cataglyphis hispanica is the source of this 3682-nucleotide messenger RNA. RefSeq lists its product as uncharacterized. The transcript has 8 exons. The coding region runs from base 192 to 2018 and encodes 608 amino acids. Gene Ontology annotation, molecular function: nucleic acid binding. The record is from RefSeq and is a predicted model, not a curated record. Lineage: Eukaryota; Metazoa; Arthropoda; Insecta; Hymenoptera; Formicidae.